Messenger RNA from Coffea eugenioides, 1131 nucleotides. RefSeq names its product transcription factor bHLH54. Bases 1 to 1131 code for a protein of 376 amino acids. The transcript is spliced from 6 exons. Gene Ontology annotation, biological process: regulation of transcription by RNA polymerase II. NCBI's taxonomy places the organism in Eukaryota, Viridiplantae, Streptophyta, Magnoliopsida, Gentianales, Rubiaceae. Gene Ontology annotation, cellular component: nucleus. The record is from RefSeq and is a predicted model, not a curated record. Gene Ontology annotation, molecular function: RNA polymerase II cis-regulatory region sequence-specific DNA binding; DNA-binding transcription factor activity, RNA polymerase II-specific; protein dimerization activity.
AUGGAGUCAUUUGGAGCCAUGGGAUGUGGGGAUUGGAGCUCCUUCAAUGCAAUCUACUCCAGUACUACUGAAGAGGCUGACUUCAUGGCACGGUUGCUUGGCAACAUUUCACUUCCAAAUGACGUGCCAAACAGUUCUAAUGUCAAAUUUUCCUCCACUUACUGGCCUGCAAGUGAAUCAGAUGUAAACAAGGCCGUGGUCCAGGAAGAUUCUUCAAUCAAUUCUUCAGAUGACACUAGUGUUGAUGCUGAUGUGUGCUAUUCUUUUUCACAAGGGAGCAGUUUCAGUGGCGAAGGCAGCAGCAUUCUUUGUCCCUUGUCACAAAUCUACUUUUGCAACAGCAACAGUAUUAUUUCACAACCGAUUGUGACGAGAAAUGAUAGCUCGGUCUGUGCAGAUUAUGCUAUGAUGGAGUGCAAGAACAAAAUGGACUCGUGUGAUCAUGAGAUCAUUCGUAUAAACAAUAUCUUAAUGGAGGAAGGGCGUGACUUCCUAAACCAAGAUGUGAGCAGUGACUGCAGCAUGGAGUCUGGCGAAAACGACAUGCCUGAGGCUUUUUCUCGAGGAAUGAUUUUGCAACAAGGAAAGGAUCAGCAUGAAAUAAAUUCUCUCGCUUCAGAAAAAUCACUAGAAGAUGAAUCAGACAACUUAUUGGAGAGUUCUAAGAAAAGACCGUCAACACCUCUAGAUGUCCACAAGAAUAAGAGAAUGAUAAAUGCGAAGACCAACCAUCAAAAGCUUCAUCCUUAUGACAGUAAGAUUGCUGAAGGUGGCCAUCCCGUGCUUUGCCGCCAAAGCUCGAGCAGCUACCUCUCAGAGGAUGACUCCAAUGUUUCAUUCAACUUACAUGGCAAAACAAGGGCCAGCAGGGGCUCAGCAACUGAUCACCACAGCUUAUAUGCCAGGAAAAGAAGAGAAAAAAUAAAUGAGAGAUUGAGAAUCUUGCAGAAACUUAUCCCUAAUGGAACAAAGGUUGACAUUAGCACCAUGCUUGAAGAGGCAGUCCAGUACGUGAAAUUUUUGCAACUCCAAAUCAAGCUCUUGAGCUCUGAUGAUCUAUGGAUGUAUGCUCCCAUUGCUUACAACGGAAAGAACUUGGGACUGGAUAUGGACGCUACUCUAAAAUCCUGA